Cicer arietinum (chickpea) is the source of this 450-nucleotide messenger RNA. RefSeq names its product F-box/FBD/LRR-repeat protein At5g56570-like. The record is from RefSeq and is a predicted model, not a curated record. NCBI's taxonomy places the organism in Eukaryota, Viridiplantae, Streptophyta, Magnoliopsida, Fabales, Fabaceae.
AGCAAUGAGGACAAUCUUGGAAACCUAAGUCUUCUCACUUUUCACAAUUUAUUAUAUAUGUCGGUCGAAAUAUCUAAGAAUUUCAGUUGGAAUAUGCUCCUUUGCUUUCUUCAAAAUGCUCCAAAGCUAGAGAAUCUUGUCGUUAAGAAAUUGUUUAAAAGAAAUUCGAAAAGAAAAGAGGUUGGAAACUCUAGGUGGAUCGAACCACAAAUAACUCCGACAUGUAUUUCAACCAAUCUCAAAAUAUUUGAAUUCAAAGGAGUUCAAAACAUAAAAGUUGAGUUGGACUUUAUACGAUAUAUUAUAAAGAGCUCAAAAAUGUUAGAGAAAGUUAAGAUUUUUACACCAAAGUCAAAGGGGACGUCAGAGAAGAAAUCUAUAGUUGAAACAAAACUACUCAAGUGGUCAAAGAAAUCAUCGGUACUAGCAUGGGAAAUUAAUUCGGUUUGA